This is a messenger RNA of Lathyrus sativus (Indian pea), 675 nucleotides long. The record is from the annotation of a GenBank genome assembly. NCBI's taxonomy places the organism in Eukaryota, Viridiplantae, Streptophyta, Magnoliopsida, Fabales, Fabaceae.
AUGAAGCUUAAAAAUUGGUUUGCAAGUGUUUUGUUGCUAACUAAUGUUAUGCUAACCACUACAUUAGGUGCAUUUGUGGGGGUGAACAUUGGCACCGAUGUCUCUGAUAUGCCAUCUGUUUCAAAUAUAGUUGCUACUCUUAAAGCUCAUCAAAUUACUCAUGUACGUCUUUACGAUGCCAAUGCGCACUUACUGCAAGCCCUUUCAAACACCAGCAUUGAUGUUAUUGUUGGUGUCACAAACGAAGAAGUACUCAGAAUUGGAGAAUCUCCUUCGGCAGCUGCUGCGUGGAUAAAUAAAAAUGUAGUUGCUUAUGUACCUUCCACCAAUAUCACGGUAAUAGCUGUUGGGAGUGAGGUUCUUUCCACAAUCCCAAAUGUUGCUCCUGUUCUUGUUCCUGCCUUGAAUUCUCUGCACAAAGCUCUGGUUGCGGCAAACCUUAAUUUUCGAGUCAAGGUUUCGACUCCACAAUCUAUGGAUAUUAUCCCUAAGCCUUUUCCUCCUUCUACUGCCACCUUUAACUCUUCGUGGAACUCUACAAUGUAUCAACUCCUCCAGUUUUUGAGAAACACAAAUUCCUCUUUCAUGUUAAAUGCGUAUCCUUAUUAUGGAUACACUAAAGGAGACGGCAUUUCCCUAUUGAAUACGCUCUUUUCCGACCCCUUCCCUCGGUGA